AUGAAUUCCCUUCGUCAUCUAGAGCACACUCUUGCUAAUCGCCGUAAAAGACGAGAACAUAUCAGAAGCCAUACCUCCAAUGAACGUCUCGACCUUGAUGAGGUUCGUGGUACCAACCUCGAAGCCGGUCUUUUCUCCAACCCACUUCCUCGAGAUAUCAGCCAGCACCUCAAGGACAUAGAGUAUACCAAGAGUUGGCAUACUAUCUACAAGACUGCCGAGGAAACUGGGUUUAUUCCUCCGAGAACCAUGUUGCUGGCUCUCAAGAAAUUCGGUGAUAACAGAGUCGAGGAGCUAGAAGAAAAGCUGGAUGCUAUCAUGAGGUUUGAGAACCACGAAGAUAAGUCGAUAAGGGAUGAGUACCAUCCGAAAAUUGAUCUGAUUCGUUGGAAGAUCAAGUACUAUCAACAUACUCUUCAAGAUGGUCAGGAUAUGUUGGAUACCCACGAUGACGAGACAAUUGGAGACGUUCCACGAUGA
This is a messenger RNA of Orbilia oligospora ATCC 24927, 480 nucleotides long. RefSeq lists its product as uncharacterized. The record is from RefSeq and is a predicted model, not a curated record. NCBI's taxonomy places the organism in Eukaryota, Fungi, Ascomycota, Orbiliomycetes, Orbiliales, Orbiliaceae. The transcript has 3 exons. The coding region runs from base 1 to 480 and encodes 159 amino acids.